AUGCCUGCCGAAACCCGCGGCUCCGUCCGCCAGCGCAAGGGCAAAGCGACCACCAAGGCCGACGGGCUCCCGCCCCUGAAUGCCCGCGUGACCGAGCUCAACUCGUCCGACGACGAGGCCGAGGAGAAGCUGCAAGAGGAGCCUAAGCCCAAACCGACGCCCAAGGCCCGCGCCGAGUCCGAGGAUGAGUACAGCCCGUGGCUCGACAUCGCCCGCGUGUUGACCUUCCUGCUGGUCGCCUCGGCCGGCCUGAGCUACCUGAUCUCGGGCGGCGACUCUUUCACCUGGGGUCUGAAGCACCCGCCCAAAUACCUGCGGCGGACAUGGUGGGAAGAACAGUUUAAAUCGCCUCUCAGCAUCCCCAUCGAGGAGCUCGCCCAGUACGACGGCACCGACCCCGAGAAGCCCAUCUACCUGGCCAUCAACGGGACCAUCUACGACGUGACGGCGAACCGGCGGACGUACGGGCCGGGCGGGUCGUACCACGUGUUCGCGGGGGCGGACGCGGCGCGGGGGUUCGUGACGGGGUGCUUCGCGGACGACCGGACGGCGGACCUGCGCGGCAUCGAGGAGAUGCACCUGCCGCGCGACGACCCGGAGAUCGACGCCCAGUACACGGCGGCGCAGCUGGCCGAGCUGCGCGAGAAGGAGCUCGGCGACGCCCGCCAGAAGGUCCACGACCAGCUGGCCCACUGGGUGCGCUUCUUCGAGAAGAACCCAAAGUACCCGCGCGUCGGCUUCGUCAAGCGCGAGAAGGGCUGGCUCGAGAAGGAGCCCCGCCGCAAGCUCUGCGACCAGGCCGAGAAGGGCCGCCCCAAGAGGAAGGCCCCGGGGCAGGAGUAA
Neoarthrinium moseri is the source of this 843-nucleotide messenger RNA. RefSeq lists its product as uncharacterized. The record is from RefSeq and is a predicted model, not a curated record. Gene Ontology annotation, cellular component: membrane; endomembrane system. The transcript has 2 exons. Lineage: Eukaryota; Fungi; Ascomycota; Sordariomycetes; Amphisphaeriales; Apiosporaceae. Bases 1 to 843 code for a protein of 280 amino acids.